ACGCCCUCUCCAGGCCAGGCUCCCGCGCCCUAUUUGGUCUUUGGGGCGGGGGGCAGGCGGUGGGAGGCGAGGCGUGCGCGGCGGAAGGGGACACGGGGCGGGCUCGGGUGCGCCAAGGCACAGCUCUAACUAGCGCAGCCGCCACCUCCUCGGGAACCCACGAGGCCUCCGCGUCCUGCCUCGGAACAAUGGGACUUGGCUCGCGAGGUAUCUUGGCUGUGCUGGCCCUGGGGGUCGUGGUGGGGGUAGCGCUGCUGAAGAUCAUCGCCGACAGCACAGACCCGGAGGGAUCUCCAGGUAAGAAGAAUCCUAUGUCUGUGGAAGACUCCAAUGAUAACCCAGUAGCCCCACAGGUGCUUUUCAGCCACACAAGUGAAUCUUCCAACUUCAAUGUGAAAACAUCAAAAACUCCGGUUUCCCCAGUCUCAAAGAUGACAGCUACCACCUCAAAACCCAUAGCAAAACCAUCAACAACUGCAGUUGCCUCAGUCUCAAAUAACGGGACAGCCACUACCUUGAAAACCAUAGCAAAACCGUCAACAGUUCUACUUGCUUCAGUCUCAAAUAAUGGGACAGCCACCACCUCAAAACCCAUAGCAACAUCUAAAAUGAUAACACCAGAGGUCUCAACAAAUAUGACUUCCACCACCUUAAGGUCUACACUCAAAAUAACAAGUGUUUCGCAAAAUACAUCCCAAAUAUCAACAUCCACAAUGACUACAACCCACAAUAGUUCGGUGACGUCUCUUUCUUCAUCAGUAACAAUCACAGCAACUAUUAUUUCUAAGGAAAAUAAAGGAUCAAAAUUUGAUACUGGCAGCUUUGUUGGUGGUAUUGUAUUAACACUGGGAGUUUUAUCUUUUCUUUACAUUGGAUGCAAAAUGUAUUAUUCAAGAAGAGGAAUUCGGUAUAGAACCAUCGAUGAACAUGAUGCCAUCAUUUAAGAGACUCUAAGGAUCAAUGGAAAGAAGAUUGAUACAACCCUAUCAAUUAAUUUUGAUUUAUUAUUACUUUAGAACAAUAUUCUCUUCUUGAAAAUAGCAUAAACAAGCCAUGAAUAUAAUAUACAAUGUAUUAUAUAAAUAUGUAAAGAUUCCUCAUGAUUGUUAAAUGUAAAAAGGGUUUGAUUUGGGUUUUUUAAUGAACACAUGUAGCAUACAGUUAAUGCAAUGGUUAUAAUAUUCACUUUUAGAAAAUAUAUAGUAAGACAGGUCAUCCCAUUUUUUUGUGUCAUUGGUCGCAUAGGGCCAGUAAUUGGAAAACAUCAUCAGUGGAGGGUAUGAUGCCAUGUGUUCAUACAAAUAAGGAGCUUGUCUCAGCACUCAGAAUUUUGAUGUCUUUGUUGGUCACACAAAGAACCUCAGUGCUGUUAAGAGCUGGAUAUAUCCUAAUUACCAUUGCCACACAGCAGAAAUUAUAUGAAUAAGCCAAGUCUUAAGCAUAAUUUUAGUUAAAGUGUCUCUUCAGAAAGCAUCCAUAUUUCAUAUGUUUAAACCUUAGUUAUUUGGUUUAGAAACAAAAUGCAUGCCCUCCCCCACCAAAAAAAAGAUAAAACCAGAAACAA
Molecule: messenger RNA, 1564 nt
Organism: Kogia breviceps (pygmy sperm whale)
Lineage: Eukaryota; Metazoa; Chordata; Mammalia; Artiodactyla; Physeteridae
Gene: TMEM123
Product: transmembrane protein 123
Cellular component (GO): cytoplasmic vesicle
Source: RefSeq, a predicted model, not a curated record